This is a messenger RNA of Drosophila kikkawai, 1743 nucleotides long. RefSeq lists its product as uncharacterized. The record is from RefSeq and is a predicted model, not a curated record. Lineage: Eukaryota; Metazoa; Arthropoda; Insecta; Diptera; Drosophilidae.
AUGUCGCAAGCAGCCAUUCCGGACUUCACCUACACCCCAGGCGACCUGACGGAGCCCCAAUUCCGGCUGCCCACGCACCAGCAGUUGCUGGACCUCAACCGGAAUCCGCCGGAGCCAGUGCCCCUCAGUCGCCUCACCUUGGACACCAGGGAGACCCAGCCGAUCAAGUACCGAGAGCAGCUUGGCUCGGCGGCAGGCCGCCAGUUUCCUGCCUUGGCAGCGGCCCAAAAUCGCUACUCGGAUCACCUGGAGCGGAGCAGUGAACUCAGCCUGACGGCCUUCGAUCCCGGCAAGGAUCUCAUCUCUCUGCCUACGGUGGCUGCCACCCCCAGCGGCCGCAACUACGACCCGGAUCCGGAUCUUAUCAAGAAGAUGCCGUUGCACUCGAUCACGGAGAAGCCCAACGAGCGCUGCCCAUCGCCGGUGGUCCCGGCCUACGCCAACUUCGAGCUGGCCAAGCGGAUGCAUCAGGACAAUUUGGACCACCAACCGCUGCCGGACUGCGUGGCCGAUCUGGCCUUUCGGCGGGCGCAAAUCUCCGGCGGCCAUGCCGGCCUCUCGCUGGAAAUUGAUCCCAUUGCCACGGGCGUGGGCGUAAAGACGCACAAUGCCGGCCCGACGCACUGCACCAAGAUGAAGGUGUUCCGCCCGAAGACCGGUGGCGGCAUAGUUCCCAAGGCUCUGGGCGGCGGUGAUCCGUUCCGGGGUGUUGGCUCGGCGCCGGCCAAAAAAAUGGGUCCCAUGGACCUGGCCAUUUGCUGGGACUUUAAGCCGGCGAAUCCGUCAGAUGAACCGCGUCUGGCCCGGCACAUUGAUGGCUCCAAUGACUCCGCCGGCCCCGCGGUCUUCACCUGUGUGAAGACACCGCGCGAGGAGCAGUCCGCGGAUCUGGGCAGAUCGGCCGGCGUCUUCACCAGCACGCUGGGCGAGGCGGACUUUUUCGACAAGGAUAUACUGCGGCGACGAACGGACUUCGGAGGAGCCCGGCUGGACCGGGAGGAUCCCUGUGCCUGCGAUUACUCGCCGCCCGCCCGCCAAAGGGCGCGCAGUGUGUCCCGGGACUCGAGUGCCUCGCAAUGCCGCCGCCCAGGAUUGGGUUCCGGCGGUGGCGGCGGCGGAGUGAGCUUUGGAAAUCUGGCGGAGCUGCCCGGACGGGGCAUGCCCGAUCGCCUGGCCAAGCAGUAUCAGUCGUCGCCUCUGCUGGGCGACAAGACUUACCAAGCGCUAAGGGAGAAGUACUUGGGUCCGGACUCGGCCCAGGAGUGCCAGCCGAUGGACUGCAGGCCCUCGGGCGGACCGGCCUGCAAGCGUGACGUCCUGCUCCGACGUCCGGCCCGCCGUCUCUGCCACAAGGUAGGUCCCGCUCCGCGCUGCUGUCCCCCGGCCUUUGGCCACGGACACGGACACGGACAUGGCCAUGGACAUGGACACUGCCUGACCAGCAAGGCAGCCUUUCGGGCCGGCGUGCCCAAGCACAAUGCCUCUGGGGAUUUUGUGGGUGUGGAGCCGCCCUGCGGCGGUGGCGGCGGGGGUGCUAGGGUCUUGGUGGUGCCACGCCCCCGACAGCCGUACUCCAAGAAGAACUAUGACAUUGAUACACUGGUGCCGCCGUUCCAGAGCCAGGCCGGCGGAGCGGGUCAGGGCGGCUAUCCGGAGCACUGGCGGCUGGCCAGUGUCUACCAACAUGCCUACAAGCCGUUGGACCAGCGAAGGCGACCCCUCCUCCAAACUGUCUACAAGUAG